Molecule: messenger RNA, 921 nt
Organism: Papaver somniferum (opium poppy)
Lineage: Eukaryota; Viridiplantae; Streptophyta; Magnoliopsida; Ranunculales; Papaveraceae
Exons: 1
Coding region: 1-921 (306 amino acids)
Molecular function (GO): catalytic activity
Source: RefSeq, a predicted model, not a curated record
AUGGAUCUCAAAAUAGUUUACUGGAAUAUUCGUGGGCUUAAUGAUCUUAACAGAAGGGAUAUUGUGAAGAAAAAGAUUAAGGAUUGGAAACCAAGUAUUGUGCUUCUCCAAGAAACAAAAAUUCAACUAUGUAAUGAUUUGAUAGCUUGGCAAUGUUGGGGGAAAAGAGAUAUAAUGUGGCUUUAUUCUCAUUCACAGGGUAGCUCUGGUGGUAUUCUUUGUCUUUGGGAUUCAAGUAAAAUUCAAGUAAUUGAUUCUUUGAUAGGGCCUUAUUCAAUUACAUUGCAUUGCAAAAAUUUGUCCAAUUGUUUUGAGUGGAUGUUCACAGGGGUUUAUGCUCCUUGUGCUAACAAUACUGAAGAGGUUAAUUUGUUCUGGAGAGAAAUUGAAGAAACUAGAGCUUUUUGGAAUUUUCCUUGGGUGAUUGGAGGCGAUUUUAAUGAACUUCGAUUUGCUCAUGAAAGAACCUCAGGUGGAGAUUAUACAAUUGGCAUGAUAAAGUUAAAUAGUUUUAUCUCAAGGCACCAUUUAUUUGAUUUUCCUUUGAUUGAUGCUUCUUUUACUUGGACAAAUAAUCAAAUCCAAAGUAUAAGGAGCAGAAUCGACAGAAUUCUUCUUUUCCCUGCAACGGAAAGUGUAUACCCUCAAGUAACACAACAUUCUCUUGAUCGUCCUUGUUCUGAUCACAAUCCAAUAGCUAUGGUCUGUGAAGGGGUGAAGCAUGGUCCGUCUCCAUUCCGCUGUGAGUAUUAUUGGUUUUUACAUCCAAAAUUUCUUAAUUUUGUUAGAGAUAUGUGGAAUUCUUUUGAUGUUUCAGGAAGUGCUGGAUUUGUUUUUUGCAAAAAGCUACAACUUCUUAAACAUCAUCUAAGACUUUGGAGUAAAAGGGAGUAUCGUGAGGUGGACAGAAAGCUUGAAUAA